Rodentolepis nana is the source of this 381-nucleotide messenger RNA. Lineage: Eukaryota; Metazoa; Platyhelminthes; Cestoda; Cyclophyllidea; Hymenolepididae. The record is from the annotation of a GenBank genome assembly.
AUGGAAUUGCUUCCCCCAAAGGCUAAAUUCAUAGUAAAAGCGAUUGGAUUAGAUGAGGAUACCGACUAUGAGGUGGUCAAGCAAACUCUGAUUAAAUUAUGCAGACCGGAACCCAAUCUUCCACGCCUGUCAACCUUUAUGAGGAGAGAAGUUAAACCGGAAGAUGAUAUUGAAGUUCUUGCAAUGGAAAUACAAGCAGCAGUUGAAAGUCUGCUGUCACAUCCAAUCACGGAAGAAAUAAUUGAAUUUAUUGCUAUUGACGCUUACAUCUAUUCCUCCAAUUCCCAAUUAGCCCAAUAUCUGACUUCAAAGAAGCCCAACACCGUAAAGGAGGCUCUAAGACUAACACACAGGUUCAAGGAGAGGGUUGAAAAUGAUAAC